Messenger RNA from Symbiodinium necroappetens, 1785 nucleotides. Lineage: Eukaryota; Dinophyceae; Suessiales; Symbiodiniaceae. The record is from the annotation of a GenBank genome assembly.
AUGAAUCAGCAGUGGCAUAAGCAAGCAGCUAAAGCCCUCCUCCAGGACAGCGCUCGUAAACAGAGAGCGCAAGAGUUGUUUGAGGCUGGUCUUUUGUUUGACCUUGGCAAGCUGAUUCAUGACACACCCGUUUCUUCAGCUUCCACUCCACAGUCUGGUGGUAAAGGUACUGGCAAAGGCAAAGGCAAGUCCCGGCCCUCUACUCGCACUCCCUGGGCUGAUCUCACCCCGAGACCUGCCUCCAUCUUUGAAGAUGGAGCCAAGAAUCCGCUCUCUGUUAUUUCCAUUAAAGUCGCUCAUGCUGCCGCCAAAGGUGUUUUCUUGGCUGGCGUUGGGGAGUUUGAGUCCUUCCUUGACAUAACCAGCAAUUCCCCGUUGGCCAUGCUUGUGCCACAGACUCCCAAAGUCCGUUCGAUUUUGCAAUCUCGUGGCGUUGCAUUUGCCGAGCGCCUUGUUGCUCUUCAUGACCCGAAUUCCGACAUCACGACUCCGAAGCCAGUCUUCCUGAUCACGCUAGGUGGAUCUGUUGUUUUUGCCGAGGCUACACCGGAUGCUCAGUUCGAGGUUCCGGUACCUACAGUUGAGGUUGCUAUUGACAUUGAAAUCGAUUGCAUUGACCCCUGCAUGCAGCGAGAAGUUGACAAAAAUGCGCGCUACGCAUUUAAGCAAAUAGUGCACGCUGCCUUCUCUGAACAGAUUGUCUCGGAGUGCUACUCUGUUUUUGUUCGUGCUUCGGUCCUGCAGGGCAUCAUCAAGAUCCCAGUUUCUCAAUUGAUCAAUGUCCUACGUCGCUCAGGCCCUGAUGGUAUUUUUGCUAAAGAGAAGUGGCGGGCGCAACCCGUUCAACUCCCUUUGGCCCUGAUCCACCAAUCACAGUUGCGCGAGAAGAACUGGGAUACUGCAGUCAAAGCUGCUUCUGAGCUCUCCGGUUUCGCUGGAAUCCACCGCAGUGCUACAGGUUCAAAAAGCCUUCGUUUUGACGACAAGGGUAUCGCCAAGGCUCGUGAGGUAUUGUGUGUCUCAGGACUCUACUCUGAUGACAACAUUAGUGUUGUUGCCACACAUUUCUUUCAGGUUCAAGGCAUUCCAAGCGGAACCACUGCUGCUGCUCUUUGUGCCGGUUUGCGUCAGUGGGGAUGGACUGUCAUCCCUGUCAAAAGCUGGCCACUGUCCCCCACGCAUGCAAUCUGGCUUGUUGGUUCGGCCACCGAGCCUCCAGGGGAGUUCCUGAUUUUGCAGGACGUUACUGUUACAGUUGUCAAGGACGGCCCUUCCACUCGCCAAUCCACUACUCCUUCUAAGUCUGUCCCGGUUGACCCCUUGCAGGUCCAAACUGUUGUCGAGUCGCGCAUCGUCGAUGCUGAAAAGCGCCUUGCAGAUCAAAUGCAGUCCAUGCUUACUUCUGCGCGCCUUGAGUUUCAAGAGCAACUUGAUAAAUUGCGUCAGGACCAAGCCUCUGUGAUGCAAAUGCCUGGCCCUCAGACGGACGUUGAUGCUCGCAUCACCAGUGCAGAGCAACGCAUCACUGAUCAGAUGCAGACCACAUUUCAGUCCAUGCGUCAGGAGUUUGGGCAGCAGUGCGAAACUUUGCGUCAGGAGCAAGCUUCCUCUAGCAAGCUCCUUGCUGACACUGUUAGCCACGUGCGCCACAUCGAGGCUAAUGUUGUUAGUCAAGUUCAAGACUUGAAAACACAACAGGCUGGCACGGAAGAGCGGUUGCUUGCAGCCAUUGCUUCCAGUGGCGCCAAGCCUAGCCCAUCCCGCAAAGCUCCCCGCGCCACUUAG